CCUUCCUUUACCACCAUUUCCUUCUACACGAUUGAACCAGAGGGACUCGAAGUAAAAUUUGCCCGGAAGUUUUAAUUGUUCUAAACUUCUAAUCCCAAACCCACUCCAAUUAAUUUUAAACCAGCCCAGCAGAUCCAUCAAAAGAAGAAUAAAAAAAAAAAAGGCGCAAUGAACAAAUUGGAGUUGCUCUAACUCGAAUUACCGCGAAACUCGCCGGAGUUGCUCGUCGACCCCGCGAUUUCUAGGUUCCGAUCUACGACGGCGCGAUUAAUAAAAUAGGACCCAAAGACCUUACUUACAAGUAAUGUCAGUUCCGGACGAGGAUAAUUUAUCGUCCUCGCAGUCUCAGAUUUCAUCUCACUUUUUCUCCGAUCUCCUUGAUUCCAUUAUAGUUGAUGUGGCAUCAGAGUGUCAUAGAAUAGCCAAGCUGGGGCUUGAUGCUAAUUUGGAUGAAGAAGACGAAGAAUUGAAGUUGUCAGCACAAGCCAGGGCUAGAUUGGCUGAUCCUAGUAAUAGUAAUGAAGCAAAUGGCAAGUAUGUGGUUGACAUAUUCGGACAAACUCAUCCCACCGUAGCAAAUGAAAUAUUCCAAUGCAUGAAUUGUAACCGGUCGAUCGUGGCAGGGAAGUUUGCUCCUCAUUUAGAAAAGUGCAUGGGGAAGGGUAGGAAGGCUCGAUUGAAGGUAACAAGGAGCAGUUCAGGGUCAGGCGCACAGAACCGGCAUUCACGAGGCAGUUCUGCUUCCAGAUAUUCAAAUCAAUCUAGCAACAAUAGUAGCGUGAAUCGGUCGGCAAAUGGAAACCCUAGUUUUGCAGGUGAUGAGCACUCAAAUGGAUCAACUCAGCCAUGAACUAGUGUGAUGUAUGAAGCUUUUUUUGCUGGGAGAACCUAUCAAUAUGUGUAUUUGAAUAUAGUAUUUCUCUAUCAAUUUUGACAUAAAGUCAGCCUUUGCUUUUAUCUGUGUAUACAUCAACGAUGUUGCCUAGCUUUGGAGUUUCAUAGAAGAAUAACAUUUUGUUGUACAAUGAGUUCCAUUGUAAUUUUGUUGAUCACAUUCCUAUUCCAACGUACUCCUCCCUUGAGGGGAAAAAGUGCAAUAUUAAUGAUCGAUUUAUAGAACCAUUUAAUUUGUAUAACUUUC
Vicia villosa (hairy vetch) is the source of this 1141-nucleotide messenger RNA. RefSeq names its product SAGA-associated factor 11-like. The record is from RefSeq and is a predicted model, not a curated record. Bases 305 to 850 code for a protein of 181 amino acids. Lineage: Eukaryota; Viridiplantae; Streptophyta; Magnoliopsida; Fabales; Fabaceae. Gene Ontology annotation, cellular component: DUBm complex; SAGA-type complex. The transcript is spliced from 4 exons.